Messenger RNA from Fusarium pseudograminearum CS3096, 1014 nucleotides. RefSeq lists its product as uncharacterized. NCBI's taxonomy places the organism in Eukaryota, Fungi, Ascomycota, Sordariomycetes, Hypocreales, Nectriaceae. Gene Ontology annotation, molecular function: methyltransferase activity. The transcript is spliced from 10 exons. The record is from RefSeq and is a predicted model, not a curated record. Bases 1 to 1014 code for a protein of 337 amino acids.
AUGACUGCACAGAUUGAACAAGCCCACGAGCCGCUGGCUGCGGACACGUUUGACGAUGUUGAUUCAGACUCUACUUUUUCGGGCUCUGACCUCGAAAGUUUGGAGUCACUUCGUUCAAGCGUCUUGCAAUACCAAGAGGAGAAUGGCCGCACAUACCACGCUAUGAGCUCUGGGAAAUACAAUUUUCCCAAUGACGAAUCCGAAAGUGAUCGACUUGAUUUGCAGCACAACCUUUGGCUUUUGACGCUUCAUGGAGAACUCGGUCUUAGCCCCAAGAUCAAAGGAUCUGCCAAGCGUGUUCUCGAUGCGGGUACAGGAACCGGCCUUUGGGCUAUCGAAUACGCUGAUGCUCACCCGGAAACCAAGGUGAUUGGUGUUGAUCUAAGUCCCAUCCAACCGAACAUGGUUCCACCCAACUGUAUCUUCGAAAUCGAUGACCUCGAAAAAGAAUGGACAUGGACAGAGCCAUUUGACCUCAUCUUUGCUCGUACCAUGACGGGAUCAUUCGCCGACACCGAAAAAUUCAUUAAAAACAGCUUCGAAAACCUCGAGCCUGGUGGCUAUCUGGAAAUGCAAGAUCUCACCUACCCCAUCGCCUGCGAUGAUGGAACUCUCCUCCCAGACAGCGCCCUCGUCCGUUCCGGCAAGCUGAGCAUUGAAGCCAGCGCUAAAGCUGGGCGCGCCAUUGACCUCGCUCCUCAGUACAAGGAAUUCUUCGAAAAGGCCGGCUUUGUUGAUGUGGUUGAGAAAAAGUACAAGUGGCCUAUCAACGAGUGGCCAAGGGACAAGCAUCACAAGGAGCUUGGAAAGUGGUCUUAUGCUAACAUGAACAAUGGAUUAGAGGGACUCUUGCUUGCACUGUUCACGAGGUUCUUGGGAUGGUCGGCCGAUGAGGUUAUGGUUCUUUGCUCGGCCAUGAGGAAACAGAUUCGAGACCGAAAUGUCCACGCUUAUAUCCCUAUUUAUGUCGUAUAUGGUAAAAAGCCAGAAACAGAGACACCUUCGAAGGCCUAA